GAUUUCAUUUACGGAAAUUAAUUAGGUCACGUGAUAUGCCAAUAUAAAAGCUUUGCUUGCUGCAUGCAGCCAUAUUAAAAACACGAAGAUUCGUUAUAAAAGAAAAAAAAUAGUAAAAUGCCUGAAUAUGGACGUGGUGGAGGUCGAGGCGGUAUGCGUGGAGGUCGUGGAAGGGGUGGAGGAGAUGACUACCUUGACCCAGAAUCCGAACAAUUCCGUAAAUUAUUUAUUGGGGGUCUCAGUUAUGAGACAAUGGAAGAUGGUUUAAAAGGACAUUUUGAAAAAUGGGGUGAAAUCGUUGAUUGUGUUGUCAUGAAAGACCCCAACACAAAAAGAUCUAGAGGAUUUGGAUUCAUCACAUUUAAAGAAGCUGCCAUGUUAGAUGAAGCCCAGAAAAAUCGACCACACAAAAUAGAUGGUAGAGAAGUAGAAAGUAAAAGAGCUAUGCCCCGUGAAGAAUCUGGGCGACCCGAAUCUCAACAAUCUGUUACAAAAUUGUUUAUUGGUGGAGUGAAGGAUGAUACAACGGAAGAACAUAUUCGUGAUACGUUUGGCUCAUAUGGUGACAUAGAAAAAAUUGAUCUGAUAACGGAUAAAGCCACGGGAAAAGUUAAAGGAUUCGCUUUCGUUACAUUUAAAGAUUACGAUUCAGUCGAUAAAUGUGUUUUAAAAAAGAAACAUGAUUUAAAUGGUCGACAAGUGGAAGUUAAAAAAGCUCUGAAUAAAGAUGCUUCAGGUAGAGGAGGUCCUAUGGGAGGACGAGGUGGGGCAGCAGGAAUGGGAGUUAUGGGAAGUAGAGGUGGUAAUUGGGGUGGUAACCAAGGUUACGGUGGCGGAUACGGACAAGCUCAGGGUGGAUACGGAGGAGGUGGAUAUAGUGGUGGUUAUGGCAACCAUCAUGGAGGUGGAUAUGGAGGUGGUGGUGGCUAUAGCAACAACUGGGGUGGACAAGGUGGUGGUGGAGGCUAUGAAAGUGGUUAUGGUGGGGGAUACAACCAAGGUGGAGGAGGAGGAAGCUGGGGAGAUGGUGGUUUUGGAUCAGGCUAUGGAAACAGUUACGGAGGUGGGGCUUUGAAAGGAGGAAAUUUCUCUCAGCGGGGUCAGGGACCUUACGGUUCUGGAUAUGGUGGAUCAGGGGGAGGUCAAGGUCACUAUGGUGGUGGCGGUGGCGGUAAUUAUGGUGGCUACAGACGUUAAUACAUCAUCCAAUCAAACGGCUCUAUCUACAGGUAGGCAAUAAGAACAAAUAUAUCGCCGAAGAUCUUGUUUAAAGAAGUGUUUCCAAGAAAGCUGAUUAUAGUCUCUAAUGUAUAGAAAGAUGAGAGUUAACUCCCUUUACUUUAAUAUAUAUAGAUAUAUACAUAUAUAUAUAUAUAUAUAUUUAUAACUGAUUAUGGGAAUACAGAUUUGUUAAUGGGUGUAGGAGUGUAAAUAUAUUUAAUCUUUCAAAAAGUGCAAGUGAAUAAUUCUGCAUUAGGAUUAAGAAAAGUGCUAGAGAAAAAAAAAAAAUGAAAUCAGAUCUUUUUUGUGUGAUAUAAGCUCGAUUCAUCCCCCUUACUUGCCUGUAGAUUUAAGCCAUUUUUGUCAUUAUGUCAUCAACAUUGUCAUGGAAACUAGCACUUUAGACUUUAUGUGAGUUUUAUUGUAUGUUUAUUGUUUUUUUAAUGUCAUCAUUAUUGUCAUGUAUCUUAUCAUCCUCUCAUCUAUAUAAAUAAUAAAAAAAAUCGAAAACAAAGAAAACGUCAAA
Messenger RNA from Patella vulgata (common limpet), 1747 nucleotides. RefSeq names its product heterogeneous nuclear ribonucleoprotein A3. The transcript has 10 exons. The record is from RefSeq and is a predicted model, not a curated record. Gene Ontology annotation, molecular function: RNA binding. NCBI's taxonomy places the organism in Eukaryota, Metazoa, Mollusca, Gastropoda, Patellidae. Bases 118 to 1197 code for a protein of 359 amino acids.